AAAUUGUAUUCAUUUUUCGAUAAUCCAGACACGGUCACUCUAAUCCCACUAUAUAAUGUAAAAUUAAUCACAAUGUAUGUUUAUUCUUAACUAUAUAUAAGCAAAAUCGAAUGUGCAAUAUAAUCCAUAAGUAAAAAAUCAAGACUCUCAAACAUGUAACUAAGCACCGACAAAUUCGGAUCAACGUAAACAAGCAUUGUCCCUCACUCAAACUCAAACAAACUCAAAAAGUCGAAACAACGAAACAGUAGAUAUUUUAUAAAAUCGGAUUUUUACGAGAUCGGGUUGCAGGUAAUCUAUGCAAAACUUGCGUGUGUAAGAAACAGAAACAAAUAACAUAAUACAGAAUAAGCAACAGCAUCAAACACUCUUCGACACCCACUCGAAAAGCUUAAAACAUUCCAAAAGAGUAGCCACCAGCGGCCAAAAGGCAAACAAACAAAAAAAUAAGUAAACCAGUAGGCGAUCGGCAUCGGGGAGAUCAAGAGCAUUAGACUACCGGAAGUGUAUAGGAGUUCAGAAAUCGAAAAUCGACAGGUUCAGAUCACCGUGGAUCAGCCGCAGGAUAUGGAAGUGGAUGCGCCUCUAGCGCAGCACACCAGCGAUAAUAAUUCGAAUCAACAGGAGCAGCAGCAUCACCCUCACCAUAACCAACUGGAGCGAAAUUCACCCAUCGACUAUCAAUCGGAAUCAUCAAUGAACUUCGAUUACUUGCAAGAUCUGCGUGCUGGCGCCACGUCCUCAUCCGGGGCCGGAUCAGGAGCAGGCGCCGGUGGUCAUAGACGCCGCAACUCGUACGGCCUUGUCGACGACAGUAGGACCCUGGACAGACCAUAUAACGCCAACGAAAGGUUCGUCAACAUACUAGACCAGUUGGAUGCACGGGUGGAGAAACUGCGCAAAGAUGCAUUAAAUUUGCAGGAGAAGAAAGACUAUCUCUUGAUGUCCAUGGAUCUAAUCAAGACCAACGAAAUGAUGCAGAACAUGAGCGAGGCUGAACAAGAAGAGAUCAUGUUGUAUAUUCAGCGAGUCAGCUCCCGGCUUGGAACAGUGGAAUUAAACGUUCGCACUGUUCGCGACAAUUCUCAGGAGGAUUCACUCAGCCAGAUCAAUGCCUUGAUCGACACAAUGAUCAAGAUGGGUGAUCCGGUCAUCGCUCGCCAACGUUGUCAGAUGUACUUAAAUGCCUGCUGCAGCAGCUCAAUGGAUCCGUCUGGUCACAUGGACACCGUGCCCGAAGCCGAUGUGGGGCCAAUCGACAAGAAAUUUGAGAGUGUGCUUCUCGGAUGUACUCUGGACGAUCAGAAGAACAUCAAGAAACGACUGCAGGCAUUAAUGGGAUAUUUAAAUAAGCAAACUGUUAGCCAUUAAUAUAAUUGUUUUUGGUCCUUUUUGGUCACUAUUCAUAGCAUUAUUAUCAAACCAAACGAAAACAUCAUCACGCCAGAUGCAAAUAAUAAAUAAUUUAAUGCGAACAACCAAAUA
Drosophila ananassae is the source of this 1485-nucleotide messenger RNA. RefSeq names its product BAG family molecular chaperone regulator 2. Lineage: Eukaryota; Metazoa; Arthropoda; Insecta; Diptera; Drosophilidae. Gene Ontology annotation, biological process: protein stabilization. The record is from RefSeq and is a predicted model, not a curated record. Gene Ontology annotation, molecular function: protein-folding chaperone binding; adenyl-nucleotide exchange factor activity. The transcript is spliced from 5 exons. The coding region runs from base 568 to 1371 and encodes 267 amino acids.